AUGCUAGUUGAGCUUCAUCACUCAAAGCAAUUUUGCUUCUUUUUAAUUCUAGUAUUCUCUAGCACCAUAUCUACGAACGAUGCGUGCAACCAAACUGAACGCAGCUCUCUCCUGUCCUUGGCUCUCAAUCUGUCUUCUCCUUCUUUAAAUUGGAAUUCUGAUAAUUGUUGCUCUUGGGAAGGCAUCACUUGUAAAGAUGGCUGGGUAACCCAAUUGCUCUUACCCUCCAAAGGGCUCAAAGGAGGUGAGUUUCCCUUUUCCCUUGGUUCUCUCACACAUCUCACCCACCUCAAUCUCUCACACAACUCACUUUAUGGUUCACUUGAAAUCAGAUUUCUCUUGUCGUUGAAUCACCUUGAAAUCCUUGAUUUGAGUUAUAACCUUCUUUCUGGAGAGCUUCCAUUUUCUCUACCAUCUAGUAGUAAUAUCCACGUUGUGGAUUUGUCAAGCAAUCGCUUCCACGGGGCAAUCCCAUCUUCCUUCUUCCAACAUGCUUGGAACUUGACUAGUUUCAAUGUUUUUCGUGCUAGUUACAAUAAUCUCUCUGGAGAACUUCCGGAUGAUAUCUAUAAUGCAAUAACACUUGCAAUAACACUUCAAGAAAUUGCUUUACCAAUGAAUUCGCUUAACGGACCCGUUAGCCAUAGAAUUGUCAAUUUCACCAACCUUGCAAUCCUCGACCUCUACCAUAAUAACUUGAUUGGCAAGCUACCUAAAAAUACUGGGAAACUCUCCACACUAAAACUCAUGCUCCUUCAUUUCAACAAUCUAGAAGGUUCUCUGCACCCAUCUUUGAUGAACUGCACAAGCCUUAUAGAACUGAAUCUGGGAUUCAACAACUUCGAAGGAGAAAUCUCCACCCUAAAUUUCUCCAAACUUAGUCAACUUAGUAAACUUGACCUAGGAAGUGCAAUGAAGAUAUUAAUGGGUUCCAAGAGUCUUGCGACCCUCCUUCUUCCGUACAAUUUUAUAGGUGAGGAAAUGCCCACUGAUGAAGACAUGGUUGGUUUUGACGGAUUCGAAAAUCUUCGAAUUUUAGCUUUGGGUGAUUGUGAUCUCACAGGUCAAAUACCUAUGUGGUUAUAUAAGCUCAAAAAGCUAGAGAUCUUGGACAUGCCUUUUAAUAGAAUCACAGGCUCAAUCCCUAGUUGGUUGGGAACUCUUCCAAGGCUCUUUUAUAUAAACUUUGACUCCAACCUAAUUUCUGGUGAAUUUCCAAAGGAGCUAUGCAAACUACCCAUGUUGGUAUCUGAACAAGCUGCAGCUCAAGUAGACCAUAAUUUUCUUGAACUGCCUAUCUUCAUCCAACCUGAUGGUGCUCAAGCUUUACAAUACACCUAUUUGUCUUUCUUGCCGCCAUCGAUAUACCUACACAACAAUAGCAUCAGUGGCAGCAUACCUGUUGAGAUUGGUGGACUGCAGCUUCUUCGUGCGUUGGAUCUUAGCAACAACUUCUCCGGUGAAAUUCUAGUUGGAUCUCUCCAUGAAUCAUUUGUCUGGAAAAAUCCCAACAUCAUUGAGAAGUCUUAA
Prunus armeniaca (apricot) is the source of this 1530-nucleotide messenger RNA. The record is from the annotation of a GenBank genome assembly. NCBI's taxonomy places the organism in Eukaryota, Viridiplantae, Streptophyta, Magnoliopsida, Rosales, Rosaceae.